AUGAAGGUGCUUAAAGCUAGCGCUAGUGAAAUCAGCCAAGAAGAUUUUAACGAAGGAAUUAUUUACGAAACUCCCUGUUUCGAACCACAAGGUGGCUUUCGUUAUGUAUUCCAGUGGACGGAUCCCAAAAACAAAAAUGAUGCAGGGAAAGAUAUUAUAUCUAAGAUGUUUACUCGGGUAGCCUACAUCCAUCCUACCGAAUCGAAAGUGCUCGUUAAGUAUACUGGGAACGAAAAAAUUUCUUCAAAAUUACCUCACGGGAACGCCAAAUCCGACCAGCGCGUUAACACCCCUUUCGUUCCGACAAUGCCAUCACUUUUAAGAGAAAUGGAGGAGGGUACCUCUUGCCCGUCAAACACGUAUAGGAUGAUGCUUCAUAAAGCACCUAGGGACAUCAACAUACAAACAGUACAAGCACCGCGCAAUCUUAAGCAAGUACAAAACACAAUGCAAAAUGCUGGUCAAAAAUUCCGUCUUUCUAGGGAUGCGCUGUAUAACUUGCACAAGAUUGCGUACGACAGCACUUUUGUGAAAAAAAUAAUUACUUUUCCAGAUUUAAUCGUCAUCGCCUGGGAUAACAAUAUCACCGAAGUGCUGAUUUCGCUUUUCAAAAGGAGUGAUCUUCCAUUCCUAGGUUUUUUUUACGAUACUACCUUCAAAUUGGGGGACUUUUAUUGCUCGAUUAUGUCUUUUAUCGAGACUGAGUUUACGAAUCAACCAACGAUUCCUGCAUUCUUCAUGAUUCAUGAAAGAAAAACAUUUGCCACUCAUGAUUUGUUUUGGAAGGAAGUGGCGGAUAACCUAACGGGCCUGUCGAGUGCAGGAAAUGUGUAUAUUAUUACCGAUGAAGAAGCCGCUAUCGUUGGGGCUAUAAGUAAAAACCUACCCGAAAUAGCAGUCUAUAGGUGCUGGAACCACAUCCUCCAAAAUGUUGCAUUUAAACUAGGAAAACUUGGAAUUAAGACAAAAGCUGAGGUAGCUAAGUACGCGGAUGAUGUUCGGGAAUUACUGGAGCAACCCGAUAAUGAAUCGUACACUCGCUUCCAUAAAUAUGUAGGCCACCGCCCGCGGGUUGUACCGCUUCAAAAAUACCUUUAUGCGCGCCUUUAUGGUAUAUUCGACAAUAGAGUAGGAAGGGGUUACAUAUGAAACCAAAAUAAUGAUGGGAUGAGUAUGAAAACCUGACCCAUCCCUCAAGUUUAUUUUCUUCCUUUCACAAGCUUAAGUAAACAUUCCGUAAAGGUAUAUUUGAAGCGGUACAACCCGCGGGCGGUGGCCUACAUAUUUAUGGAAGCGAGUGUA
Messenger RNA from Daphnia magna, 1302 nucleotides. RefSeq lists its product as uncharacterized. Bases 1 to 1149 code for a protein of 382 amino acids. The record is from RefSeq and is a predicted model, not a curated record. Lineage: Eukaryota; Metazoa; Arthropoda; Branchiopoda; Diplostraca; Daphniidae. The transcript has 3 exons.